CGUUAUUUAAACUGGUUUGUUGAGAAUCGUUGCUGUUGUGACUUUGUCGGUUUAGCUAUAUCAAUGCCCAUGUACAUUUUGAUGAACUUUUCCGGAACUCCAGUUUAGCCGACAGAAUCGUGCUUUUAACAUUGAAUGUUUUUAAAACGUAUCUAAACAGUUUCCACUCUUCAGCAGCUGAAGGAUUUAAGCUAAGAUGAGGAUUAUUGGCCAUAUUUCACAUCUUCACGGCACAAUCAUUCAAACAUCUCGUAGAUAUAGCGUAUCUGUAGAUGAAGUGUACAUGAAAUCGCUCUUAAAUAAACUAGGUCAGAAAAGUGUGGCAUCGCCCUCACACAGCGAAACAAAAGAUAUGAAAAAUACUCAUGGAAUGAGUAGAAAUCCACAAGAUGGUGAUUUUUUCAAAGGAAAUGAAAAUCUUUCCGUAUCGAAGUGGAAUUUUGUCAAACCUUCGAAGAAAUUGGUGCGUGAUUCGUCAGUCCCUUUGAAAAAUCCUAUCGGUUUUGGUGUUGCACUUCGGACCGCAGAAAGUCUGCAUCGUGAAGUUAAGGACGUUCAGACCCAUAGCCAAUCUCUUCCAGAUAUUGGUAAGCUGCCACCGAAGAACAUAAGGUCAUAUUUAAGUCCAAACCAAACGCCUACGGAAAGCAUUGUCUUAUUGCAGCAGUGGUUUAAAGAGUUGGAAUUAAAUGAUUUGGUUCGGGUGCUCCCAACGUGUGGUAAUCUUGCAGCUUAUGUUCCAAACUGUUUUACUCUCUCGCAACUUGUGAAGCUGGGUGUUGAUCUAUCUAAAAUUGAAGCUGUUCCUGGCGUUGCAAAUAUGUUGAUGAAACUCGAUUUCCACGCCGACAUUGAACCCGUAUUAUGGCGACUUGCAGAUUUUGGGUUCAAGCCUGAACAAAUCGCACGUAUCAUAACAAUCUUCCCUAAAAUAUUUAAGCUUUCACUGGAAGAAAUCAGCUCACGAAUAUCGUACUUUACGGACCGACGAGUUUUUCUUACGGAUGUUGUUACAAUGGUGCAUAAAAAGCCUACCAUACUCGAGAUACCAUCCAUCGAAAUAGAUAAGCAUCUUGGUCAAAUAAAAUCGCUCCUGAAGUUAAAAAAUUCAGAAGUUGUCAACUUGAUCACAACUGAACCUAAAAUAAUUUUGCAUCCUCUGUCCAAAAUCAAGGAUGUCUUUGUGGUGUUAUCAAAAAUGAUGGGAUUUUCUGAGUCAGUUGUGCAAAAUCUGGUUCUUGCUAAUCCCAAGUUAUUAGUAACAGAACAUGAACACUUAAAAAAUAACUUUUCUAUUAUGCACUGGUGCUUUGACCUCCCAGUUGAUCAGAUACAAAUGUGGCCAGAGGCAUUAUCAGCAGCACCUCAUUUGCUGUACCAACGCUGUACAUUUCUUGUCCGCCGAAAUUUGUUCCAACCGGAUCCAACUAAACCGUUGUAUACGCCUCUGAGCACCAUAGUCAUACAAGAAGACAAAGAAUUCUGUCAGAAGUAUGGGUUCACUACGGAAGAUGACUACGAUAACUUUCUUCGAACUCUGUGAAAGUAACUUUCUUCUUGUGAAUAAAUUAUCAUCUGAAUAAAGGAUUUUAGUUUUAA
Molecule: messenger RNA, 1599 nt
Organism: Heterobilharzia americana
Lineage: Eukaryota; Metazoa; Platyhelminthes; Trematoda; Strigeidida; Schistosomatidae
Source: the annotation of a GenBank genome assembly